AGAACGCUCUGUGAAGGAUAGAAGCACAGAACAUGGAGGUAUGGCAUACAAGCGCGUCCUAUCCCCUCUGUCAAAGUUGACGUUUUAAAUCAUUAGGGGAAACUGGGGCAUAAAGAAGGUAAACAAAUACACGUCAGUAUUUCCCUAUACUUAGCAUAUUAUAAAAAAUGUGAUUUUAAGAUUUCGAAGGAACAGGUUAUUACUCAAUAAUGUAUCGGCUACUGAUAUUGGUAUUUUUGUGCAAGGAAACCCUCCAAAGUGAUGUGAAAACCCUGGGUUUUGAUGAUACCUUACUGUUCGAUAUAAACUGGCCCGGGCAACUAACUCCUGACGAACAAGCGUCCGGUUUAGAAUCAAUCAUAGUAACUUCUUCACAUAAAGAGAAGUACAAAUGUAUCAUUCCUAACAUAGAACAGAGGGAAGAUAACUCAGAAGAGACCUAUGAAGGACCUACUGCAUUUGAAAUUAUUGCACCUUUAUUCACACAGGCUACAUGUUCCUUCAGACUAGAAUCUUAUUGGACAUAUGAAGUCUGCCAUGGAAGGUACAUUCGACAGUACCAUGAAGACAGAGAAGGCAAGGCACUGAAGAUUCAAGAAUAUAUUUUGGGAAAGUUGGAUGCUAAACAGAUCGAAAUAUUACUAGCGGAAUCUAAGAUCAGAGAAGAGAAAGAGAAAGUUCCUUUCAAGAAAAUUGACAAUGUCUAUCUGCCAUACUAUGAGGUCACCAUGGACAAUGGCACUUUUUGUGACUUAAAUAACAACAAGCCAAGAGUCACAAAGGUGCUUUAUGUGUGUUACCUUCAAGGAAAACACGAAAUAUACUCUCUCAAGGAGAUUUCUACGUGUGUCUAUGAAAUAAUAAUUUUAUCACCACUGUUAUGUAGCCACCCUAAAUAUAAACCGAAAGAAACAGGAGAACGUAAAAUAAACUGUGCUCCAAUUGAUGGUAGUUACAAAAAACCGUACAACUUGGCCAAGUUGGCGCAUGACAGCGCUAUCCAACGCAGCAAAUCUGAUCUAGAGAGAUUUAGAUUGGUGAAAAUUGAAAAAGAAGAACCAACACCAUCCUCUUCAGAGAAUAAAAUAAUCACUGAUACCACACCGAUAAUCAACUUCUUGAACGGCAAGACAUGCUUGUACGGAGGAACUGGCUGGUGGAAAUACGAGUUCUGUUAUGGAAGAUAUGUGGAACAAUUUCAUGUGGAAAAAGAUGGAAAACGAGUGUCAAUCAACUUAGGGAGAUUUGAUGCUACUGCUCAUUUGGAAUGGUUGAAGAACAAUCCACAUAAAAGGCCCAGACCUGUUGAAGAGAGGAAGCAGCUCUCCCAUUUUUAUUCGGGUGGGAGCAUUUGUGAUAAGACUGGCAAACCCAGGCAGACAGAAGUUAGACUGAAAUGUUUGCAAGACACACCAAGCCAAAGCACGGUUUCUUUGUUUUUAUUAGAACCAAAGUACUGCCAGUACAUUUUGGGAGUGGAAUCGCCACUCAUUUGUAAUAUUUUACCGAAAGCAGAUGAAAAUGGUCUGGUCAGCAUUGAAGACAUGGAAACAGAAGACCCGUUGAAAACGAAAAUUCUCCUCUAGGCUUAAAAGUUUUGUUACAAUUCAUUUGCAUUAAAAAGUUUCUUUAAUUAUA
Messenger RNA from Acanthoscelides obtectus, 1638 nucleotides. Lineage: Eukaryota; Metazoa; Arthropoda; Insecta; Coleoptera; Chrysomelidae. The record is from the annotation of a GenBank genome assembly.